Molecule: messenger RNA, 1452 nt
Organism: Prorocentrum cordatum
Lineage: Eukaryota; Dinophyceae; Prorocentrales; Prorocentraceae
Source: the annotation of a GenBank genome assembly
AUGCCGGAGGAGAUCUGGCGCUGGUUCCAGUAUCGCUGGGGCGUGUGCCGAGCGGCGAAGCCAAACAGAGGGCACCAGGCCUUGGUGGAGCUGGAGGGCCUGAUCAGCAUGACGCUGGUGACCCAGAAUAUCGAUGGCCUACACGUGCAGGCAGGCUCCAACCCUGACCGCAUCUGCGAGAUCCAUGGGAGGAUCGACGAGAUGCGCUGCGACGAUAGAGUUGAAGGUUCCUGCCUGCACGGCCUCGACCUGAACGACCCCGCCAACGGUGAGAAGGCGCGGGCCACAGUGGUCAAGUCCCCAGCGCCCGCUGCGAAGCAGGAGAAUGAGCGCCUCCCGUCGUGCUCGCGCUGCGGCAAGCGGCAGCGCCCCAAAGUCCUGUGGUUCGACGAGAGCUACAACCAGGCCCUCUACCGCAGCAAGACCGCGCUGCGGGCCGCCGAGGAGUGCGACGUGCUGCUCGUGGUCGGCACGCAGCUGACGACCGGGCUGCCACAGCGCAUGGUCGCGGCGGCCCGGAGCGCCGGAGCGCUGCUCGUCUGCGUGGACCCCCUGGUGGAGCUCGCGGACCCGGCCUUCGCAGGCAUGCUCCACCUCCGCGACGAGAGCGGCCGCGCGCUGCCGAGGCUGCUGGCGGAGCUGCGCGCGCUGCAGGCGGAGCCGCUGCCGGCGCCGCUCGCCGCCGCCGCGGGGCCCCGCGGCCCGGAGGCGGCGGGCGCCCCGGCGCCGCCCCGGGCCACCGCUCCCGCGAGGGCGGCCUCCGCCACGGCCUCGGCGUCUGCUGCUCGCGCGCUCGGCGAGGGGGCGGUGGCGCCGUCGGCCCCGCGCGGCGGCGGCCCCCGCCGGGCCGCGGCCGCGCCCGCGCCCGGGCAGCGGGGGCGCCCGCGGGCCCACCGCCCCCGCGCCAGGCGGCACUCGGUCGGCCCGCGCCGCCUGCGGGGCCGCGGCGGGGGCAGCGGCGUGGCGCCGGCGGCGGGCGGGCACCGCAGCUCCACCCGCUGCCGGGGGAGCGCGGGCCACCCGGCGGGCUUCUUCGUGUACGGCACGCUCCGGCCCGACGACGACUCCGGGGCGGGGUGGGCCGCCGCCUUCCGCGCUGGCAUGGAGGCCGAGGCCGCGGUGCUGGCGGGCGCCUCGCUGUACCUGGACGGGGGCUACCCGUCGGUGUGCCUGGAGCACACCCGCUGCGAGGUGCGCGGAGUGCUGCUGAGGCCGCUGGGGGGCUGCGACGUCCAGGCCGCGAUGUCCGAGAAGCUCGCCGAGGCGGACAGGAUCGAGGGGUACCCCGGCCUGUACCACCGCGACGUGGUGCUGGUCAGCGUGGCAGAGGGGGGGGGCGCGCACCGGAAAGAGCUGGCCUACCUGUACCACCGCACGGGCCGCACGGACCGCGAGAGGUGUGCCUGUAUCGCGGACGGCGACUGGCUGUCGCGGAGGCGCCCCGACACCUGA